UUGUUAGAAAAACAACAUGGCGGCCAAACUUGGUCUAAUGAAAAACUCUUUUAGCGUUUUAUCAUCUUUUCUACCAAAAGCUACUGCUACUACUACGAAUAUUUCGAUACAAAGAAUCCCAUCUUUUUACUUAGCUGCUAGGAAUUUUUCUUCUUUAAGUUUGAAGCAGAAAAAUGCGGUCAGUUUAGCUUGGAGCUGCAAGAAAGGUGUUUGUGACACAUGGACAGUCUUUACAACUAGAUCUAUCGCUUCCAAACCUGGCUCAAGAUUUUCGCAGAUAGAUGAAAACGAAGAUGAAGAAAAAGCUUCAAAUUCCACAGAUAAACUGAAAAAGUUAACUUUGGAUGAUAUUGUUUUACAGUGGCCAGAACAAAAACCAGUAUGGUUAGGGUACAGACGUAACCAUAAAGGACAAAUGCCCCCAAAGAGAACAAGAUUAAGAUGUACAACUGUUUCAAAGAAACUUCUCACACAAAACCCCUGUCCUGUCUGUCGAGUACGAGUCGAGAAGAAUUAUGAACUAGAUAGUAAGGAUGUGGUAUUCCUAAGCCAGUUUCUUAACCCUCAUACCAGUGAAGUGCUUGAUACCAAGCAAACAGGAGUUUGCAGACAACAACAGAAAAAAUUAAUAAACAUGAUAGAGAAAUCAAAGGAUCAAGGUUACAUGCCAUUUACAAUCCCUGGCCCAAGAGACCCGCCAAAGAAAUUCAAACCAGCAGGAAUUCCAGCACCAAAUAUCAGAAAUAAGACAGGAUAGAACUUAAAACAUACUGAUAAUGUCUAAAUAAAACAACAACAAAUGCUAAGAAAACAUACCAGUCUAUACCUCAGUUUCACUUACUAGUGCUUUCCUGUAUGUCUAUUAUACUUGCCUGAAUUAAAUGUCUUCAAGUGCCUCUGA
Messenger RNA from Actinia tenebrosa (Australian red waratah sea anemone), 901 nucleotides. RefSeq lists its product as uncharacterized. Gene Ontology annotation, cellular component: ribosome; mitochondrion. Gene Ontology annotation, biological process: mitochondrial translation. Lineage: Eukaryota; Metazoa; Cnidaria; Anthozoa; Actiniaria; Actiniidae. Gene Ontology annotation, molecular function: structural constituent of ribosome. The record is from RefSeq and is a predicted model, not a curated record.